AUGCCUCUGCAACUCCUGGUGCUGCUGGCCCUGCUAGGCCCCGGGAGCAACCUCCCCUUGUGGGACACGCGGGUAGAUGGAGCCGGGAAAACCCCAGGUCCCCUGCUCUCCCGGGGCCGGAGACAGGACAUCGAGGAGGAGGACAUGGAUGACGACUAUGUCGCGGUAGAAACGGACCCUCCUGAAGUCCUGGGGACCCACAAUGGGAGUGAGCUGGUGACUAUGGCGGGAACACUAGGGCAGACAGGUUCUGUGGUGCCUGGAGCCCCCGAGCUAACCACUGUGGAGGCUGCCACAGGAGACUCUGCUGGCCUGGAUACAGGAGGGUCAGUCACCGGGAAUCUGAGCAUGGAGCUGGCCACUCAGGGGGCUCCGGACACAACGGCAGAGCUAGUCACAGAGCUGGCCACGGAAAGCGCAUCUAUCACGGAGGAUUCAUCCAACAAGGGAAUUCUGUCCACGGAGCUGGCUACCACAGAGGCCCUAUCCAUGGAGCCAGCAGUCCUAAAGGCACAGAUCACUCAACCCACUGCCACAGAGGCCCUGCCCAUGGAACCCACUGCUACAGAGGCUCCGACCGUGGAAUCCACUGCCACAGAGGCCCAGACCGGGGAAUCCACUGCCACAGAGGAUCCCGUGCAACCCACAGUCAAAGAGGCUCUGUCCACAGAGCCACCUGCUACAGAAACCCCUCUCACGGUGGCGCCAUUCACAGAGCCAGCCACUGAGAAGACCCAGUCCACGGCCCCUGCUCCCACAAGGGGUCUUACCACAGUCCUUCUCGUGCCCUCUGUUGCUCACAACAGCACGCCUGUGGGAGCCCUCAGUCUGUCCAACACCAUCCACGUGAGGAGUGGGCCGUCCUCUUCACCCGGGAGCCCCGUGGCCCCCAGCUCUGUGGGGGCCCCGGACCACAUCCCCGUGAAGCAGUGCCUGCUGGCCAUCCUCAUCCUGGCCCUGGUGGCCACUAUCUUCCUGGUGUGCACCGUGGUGCUGGCAGUUCGCCUCUCCCGCAAGAGCCACACGUACCCUGUGCGCAGUUACUCUCCCACCGAGAUGGUCUGCAUCUCCGCUCUGCUGCCUGACGGGGGCGAGGGGCCACCCACCACGGCCAACGGGGGCCUGCCCAAGACCAAGGGCCCGGGUCCCACACCAGAGCCCAGGGAGCGUGAGGGGGACGACCUCACCCUGCAGAGCUUCCUCCCCUAG
Molecule: messenger RNA, 1209 nt
Organism: Carlito syrichta (Philippine tarsier)
Lineage: Eukaryota; Metazoa; Chordata; Mammalia; Primates; Tarsiidae
Gene: SELPLG
Product: selectin P ligand
Exons: 1
Coding region: 1-1209 (402 amino acids)
Biological process (GO): hemopoiesis; leukocyte tethering or rolling
Cellular component (GO): plasma membrane
Source: RefSeq, a predicted model, not a curated record